GGAAAGGGGCGAAGGCACGAGGCAGGCGAGGGGCGGGGAGAGGCGCUGACAAAUCAGCUGCGGGGGCGACGUGGAGGAGCCCGGGAGCCAGAGCGCCCAGCAGCAGACGGCAGGAGACCAGCAGGUGCUGCCCCUGCCCCUCCGUCCAGAGCCUUCCUUCCCACUGCCAUUGAAAUAAAAUCAGGGGUUGGUUCGAAAGAGGAGGAAUCGGAAUUGUGCGGAAGCCAAGGGCGCCGUGUGGAGGAAGACACGUCUUUAACCAUGGAUGUGUUCAUGAAAGGACUUUCGAAGGCCAAGGAAGGAGUGGUGGCUGCUGCUGAAAAAACCAAGCAGGGUGUGGCAGAAGCAGCAGGAAAGACAAAAGAGGGAGUCCUCUAUGUAGGUUCCAAAACUAAGGAGGGAGUGGUUCAUGGAGUGACCACAGUGGCUGAAAAGACCAAAGAGCAAGUGACAAAUGUUGGAGGGGCAGUGGUGACUGGUGUGACAGCCGUCGCCCACAAGACAGUGGAGGGAGCUGGGAACAUUGCUGCUGCCACUGGUUUCGUCAAGAAGGACCAGCUGGGCAAGGGUGAAGAAGGGUACCCACAAGAAGGAAUUCUGGAAGACAUGCCUGUGGAUCCUGGGAGUGAGGCUUAUGAAAUGCCUUCAGAGGAAGGAUACCAAGACUAUGAGCCUGAAGCCUAAGAAUGUCUUUGCUCCCAGUGUCCUGAGAUCUGCCGGCCACUGUUCCAUGGCGUACAAGUGCUCAGUUCCAACGUGCCCAUUCAUGACCUUUUCUCAAAGCUGUACAGUGUGUUUCAAAGUCUUCCAUCUGCAGUGAUUGACGUCCUGUACCUGCCCCUCAGCAUCCCGGUGCUUCCCUCUCACUACAGUGAAUACAUGGUAGCAGGGUCCUGUGUGCUGUGGAUAUUGUGGCUUCAAACCUAAAACGUUAGAAGAAAUUUAAAACACCUAAGUGACUACCACUUAUUUCUAAAUCUUCACUAUUUUUUGUUGCUGUUCUUGAGGAGUUG
Messenger RNA from Peromyscus eremicus (cactus mouse), 1013 nucleotides. It is a transcript of the gene Snca, whose product is annotated as synuclein alpha. Gene Ontology annotation, cellular component: neuronal cell body; axon terminus; cytoplasm. Bases 262 to 684 code for a protein of 140 amino acids. Gene Ontology annotation, molecular function: cuprous ion binding. Gene Ontology annotation, biological process: synapse organization; regulation of dopamine secretion; chemical synaptic transmission. The record is from RefSeq and is a predicted model, not a curated record. The transcript is spliced from 6 exons. Lineage: Eukaryota; Metazoa; Chordata; Mammalia; Rodentia; Cricetidae.